Bombus terrestris (buff-tailed bumblebee) is the source of this 2220-nucleotide messenger RNA. RefSeq names its product saccharopine dehydrogenase-like oxidoreductase. Gene Ontology annotation, cellular component: plasma membrane; lipid droplet; mitochondrion. Gene Ontology annotation, biological process: glycolipid biosynthetic process. The record is from RefSeq and is a predicted model, not a curated record. Bases 166 to 1437 code for a protein of 423 amino acids. The transcript is spliced from 8 exons. Lineage: Eukaryota; Metazoa; Arthropoda; Insecta; Hymenoptera; Apidae.
ACAUAUGUAUGUAUAUGUAUGUAUAUACUCUGGUCAGGCUCAAUUCGCUUCUAUCAACAUACAGAUAGAAAGACGUAAUUGUGAGGAAGAGUGUAACGUUACUAAAGUUAGCACGGAAAAAGGUUGUGAUUCUGUUUAUCAACGUUUAUACAAGGUGUCAUCAUUAUGACAGACGAACGAUUAGACUUUGUGAUAUUUGGAGCUACUGGAUAUACUGGAAAAUAUGCUGUAAAAGUAGCAGCACAAUUAGCUAAAGAAAAACAAAUGAAAUUUGGAGUAUCUGGACGCAGAAAGCAAGCUUUACAAGCAGUUGUUAAAGAAUUUGCUUCUGAUAUUGAAGAUGUACCUAUAUUGAUUGCUGAUUUGAAAGAUGAAGAGUCUUUAAAAAAAAUGACAGCGCAAGCUAAAGUGCUUGUUAAUUGCUGUGGUCCAUAUAGAUUUUAUGGAGAACCAGUAAUUAAAGCAUGUAUUGCUACACAUACUCAUCAAGUUGAUGUCAGUGGUGAACCACAGUAUAUAGAAAGUAUUCAACUGAAAUAUAAUAAGGCAGCAGAAGAAGCUGGUAUCUAUAUCAUAAGUGCAUGUGGAUUUGAUAGCAUACCAUGUGAUCUUGGUAUCAUUUUUACACAACAAAAAUUUAAUGGUGAAGUCAAUUCUAUUGAAACCUAUCUAAAUACAUGGGUAACUACAAAAGUUAGUGGUGCUCUCAUUCAUUAUGGAACGUAUGAAUCAGCAAUUUAUGGUAUUGCAAAUUUUCAUGAAUUACGCGAGUUGCGUUCCAAACUCUAUCCUGAGAGAUUACCUCAAUUCUGGCCAAAGCUUAAACCAAGGGGUUUCCUCCACAAAUCUCCUAUAUCAGAAGGUUGGUCUAUGGUAUUUCCAGGAUCUGACCGUUCUGUAGCUCUGCGUACACAGCGAUUUUUGUAUGAAAAAUACAAACAACGGCCAGCUCAAGUUCAAACUUAUUUUACACUCAAGUCUCUUUUCUCUGUGUUGACAACCGCCAUUUUCGGUUUAAUAUUUGUAAUGUUAUCUAAAUAUGAAUUUGGUCGUAAUUUGUUACUAAAGUAUCCUACAUUCUUUUCCGGUGGAUAUAUAAGCCGCGAAGGCCCUAAGCCGGAGAUACUGGAUAACACUCGUUUCUCCAUAACCUUUAAAGCAGAUGGAUGGACUGAAAGAUUGGUUGAACCUACUGAUAAACAUGACAAGUUACCAAACAAAGUAAUGAUUACUAAAGUUAGUGGAACCGAUCCUGCAUAUGGCGCUACAUGCGUUAUGUUACUACUUUCUGCUAUAACAAUACUUAAGGAAUCCGAUAAAAUACCUGUAACUGGUGGUGUCUUAUCUGCUGGUGCUGCAUUUAAUAAAACAUCAUUGAUCGAUGAGUUGAUAAAGAAGGAUAUAAAAUUCGAAGUUGUUUCUUCCACUGAAACAUAAAGUCUUUCAUAUACUUACAGGUUACAGGUACAACUUUGCUCUAUUAUAAUGAAAACAAAAAUAUAGGAAUGGGGAACAUUGCGUUUUUUGUUUUGUAGUUAUAUUUAAAUUUGAUACCAAUAUUUUCAAUUUUCCAACUAAUUAACACUCCACAGAUAGCUAUUUUUUAUAGAGAUAUUUUUAUCUACAUAAUCGCAUUUAAAACAAUUUGCAGACGGUAAAAUAUUUUUUAAGUAUUUUUGAAUACUAAAUAACAAGCUUGAGUUUGCAAAGAUUAUUUGAAACGUGCUUUGAAUAUGCGCAUAAAAAUAUACUGAUAUAAGUAAAUAUAUAUAUAUCGAAGAAAAAAAUGCAAAACAUACUUAUCUAUGAUAACACUGCAUUUCUUUUGUGUUUAAUUGACAAAAUUAAUUUUUUUAUGAGUGUUGGUAAUUGUCGUAAUUUAAUAUAUGAUAAUAAUACUGAUAUAAUAAAAUAACUACUUGUUUUGCUAAAAACAAUAAUACGUGAUAUAUAUAUAUAUAUAUAUAUAUAUAUAUAUAUAUAUAUACAUUUACAUUUUCUAUAAAUGUAUCAUUAUAUAAAGUAUAAUACAAAAAAAAUAUAUUUAUUGAUUACUGAAACUAUGUAUAUGUGCUCGAUUAACGCACAUCAUAUAAAUCUUUAUAUUUCUAAUUGAUGAAUGAGUUAAUGUUAAUGCUUUAUAUUUUAUUUCUUAUACUUUAAUAGAUGUUAAUCAUUUGUAUUAUCUUCUUAAUAAAACUGCUUUUCAUUACAAAUAAA